Messenger RNA from Globicephala melas (long-finned pilot whale), 3536 nucleotides. RefSeq names its product TBC1 domain family member 22B (gene TBC1D22B). The record is from RefSeq and is a predicted model, not a curated record. Gene Ontology annotation, molecular function: GTPase activator activity. Gene Ontology annotation, biological process: activation of GTPase activity. NCBI's taxonomy places the organism in Eukaryota, Metazoa, Chordata, Mammalia, Artiodactyla, Delphinidae.
ACAUCCAAGAUGGCGCCCCCGGGAGCUGGGAGAGGGUGACCGGCAGCGGGGAAGCGGCCUGGGCUGGCCCUGCGAUUGCGGGGUCCUGGGGGCAUCUCGCUGGGUACCCCCCUGGCCAGCCUACAGGGCCUUCCCCGGGCCGGAGCAAUGGCCGCCGAGAACAGCAAGCAGUUUUGGAAGAGGAGCGCCAAGCUACCGGGGAGCAUCCAGCCCGUGUAUGGAGCACAGCACCCUCCUUUGGACCCUCGGCUCACCAAAAACUUCAUUAAAGAGCGGUCAAAAGUCAGCACGGUUCCUCUGAAGAAUAAGAAGGCCUCCAGUUUUCAUGAGUUUGCCCGGAACACCAGUGAUGCUUGGGACAUUGGCGAUGACGAGGAAGAGGACUUUUCCUCCCCUUCUUUCCAAACUCUGAACUCAAAAGUUGCUUUGGCAACUGCUGCCCAAGUGCUAGAAAACCAUAGCAAGCUGAGAGUGAGACCAGAACGGUCCCAGUCCACGACAUCCGAAGUUCCUGCCAGCCACAAGGUUAUAAAGUCCAGCAGUGACGCCCAGCUGUCCAGAAAUUCCAGUGAUACAUGCCUGAGGAACCCACUCCACAAACAGCAGUCACUCCCUCUCCGACCCAUCAUCCCCCUUGUUGCCCGGAUCUCGGACCAGAACGCUUCUGGGGCACCCCCGAUGACUGUCCGGGAGAAAACCCGCCUAGAAAAAUUCCGUCAGCUUCUCUCCAGCCACAACACCGACUUAGAUGAACUGAGGAAGUGUAGCUGGCCAGGGGUUCCCAGGGAGGUUCGGCCUGUAACCUGGAGACUCCUGUCGGGCUAUCUCCCAGCAAACACCGAGAGGAGGAAGUUGACCUUGCAGCGGAAGCGGGAGGAGUAUUUUGGCUUCAUUGAACAGUAUUAUGACUCUCGAAAUGAGGAACAUCACCAGGAUACCUACAGACAGAUUCACAUCGACAUUCCAAGGACGAAUCCUCUCAUUCCAUUGUUCCAGCAACCACUUGUACAGGAGAUCUUUGAAAGAAUUCUAUUUAUUUGGGCCAUCCGACACCCUGCCAGUGGGUAUGUCCAAGGAAUUAAUGACCUGGUCACUCCGUUCUUUGUCGUCUUCCUCUCAGAAUAUGUCGAAGAGGAUGUGGAGAACUUUGACGUGACCAAUUUGUCUCAGGACAUGCUGCGAAGCAUAGAAGCCGACAGCUUUUGGUGCAUGAGCAAACUGCUGGAUGGGAUACAGGAUAACUACACCUUUGCACAACCAGGGAUCCAGAAGAAGGUCAAGGCACUAGAAGAGCUUGUCAGUCGGAUUGAUGAGCAGGUACAUAAUCACUUCAGGAGGUACGAGGUCGAAUACCUACAGUUUGCCUUUCGUUGGAUGAACAACCUGCUUAUGCGGGAGCUUCCCCUUCGCUGCACCAUCCGCCUGUGGGACACAUACCAGUCUGAACCCGAAGGGUUCUCCCACUUUCAUCUCUACGUGUGUGCAGCCUUCUUGAUCAAGUGGAGGAAAGAGAUCUUGGAUGAGGAGGACUUUCAGGGUCUCCUCAUGCUGCUACAAAACCUACCUACGAUACACUGGGGCAACGAAGAGAUUGGGCUGCUCCUCGCUGAGGCGUAUAGACUCAAGUACAUGUUUGCCGACGCCCCCAAUCACUACCGCCGAUAGGUGCUGUCUCCCCGCGGGGACCCAGACUGCCCCCAUCUCUGAUGGCAAUCUGAUCACUGUGGCCACUGUGCGAGCCGUGGACCCCGGCCAGGAACCACUCCUGCUGUAAAAAGCUCACAUCCGCCACCCAGGUCUUAACUUUUUGGCGUGCCUGUCCACCACUCCAUGUCUCCAGAUGGCUCUCCUGGACCACUAUCAGUAUUCCAUGACAUGUGGAUGGGCCCAGCUCUGGGAGAGGACAGAAAAGGAGGUACAGGGUUGUCUGCCCCUUUAAAAGAAACUGGACAGAAGAAGGGGAAGGCUCAGGGUCUCCAGUCACAUUGCCCUACAUGGACUGGCUGUCUCUUGCCUCCCAGCUCCAACUGAUACUGUUGCUUUUUUGUGACAUAGUUUGAUUUGCUCACAGGUCAAAAACGCCUUAUGUUUUCAAAAGACUCCUGGCCCCUCCCCUCUAUCCCCAAUUCCUAGCCUUUCCCCUUCUGCCCAAGUCUGAGCCAGUGAGGGGCAGCUUUUUAAGACCAUUGUUCUCAGAUGGAGGAGGCACUGAUGCUUAUAACUCUGGGAAGAGGCCUACACCCAAGGGCUAGGAAUUUCAUUUUUCCUUUUCUCACCAGACAUCUGUAUGUGUGCCUGCGUCUGUGUGUGUAUGUGGGUAUACACACCCAUCAGCAUUUAGUUACACGUCUGAAUGUCUGUGUCCAGACUAUCCCCAUUGCAACCAGCUGGGAAGGGCCCCAGUGACCACAUACACAAGCAUCCCUUGAGAAGGAUCAGGGUGGGGGAGGGAGAAGGGGCUUUUUACCUCUCCAGACGCUUUUUCCAUGAUGACCCACUCCAAGAUAUUGUGUGUAAAUUGUGUUAUUAUGUAUAUGGGUAAAGAUGUAUAAAUAUAUGUCUUCUUUGUAGCAGAUAUGAUUUUAUAUUUAUAAUGUGCAUCAACAUGUGAAAGCAAUCUAGGUCACUAGCACAAAUGAAGUUGCCGGGCAGGUGGCUUCAGCACCUCCAGGUUGGCUUCUGGUGCCCUCCUGUGAGGGGAGUGAACGGGAGUCUGCUAGAGUGAGCACAGCCAAGCAGAUGGAGCUGCUUUGAAGACCGGGUGGCAGCCAACCCAGGCAUCCGUGUCUCAGAGUUUUCUCUCCCUGCCCCCCACCCCUCAAUCCCUACCCCAGGCCUUUGUGGAGCAUCUGCCGUGCUCCUUACACGUCUUCAGCGGUCAGAGCUCCCCACCCUUCUCCCCUAGCAGCCUCCCAGAGAGAGGACUACAGAGGCAGAAGCCCUUCUGCAUGUUUUAGCCCCUGCCUUUCCCCUGGAAGCUGGGGAGGGCUUUUGUUUUUACAUUUUUAAGUCAGCAUUGUAUUCAAGACAGAAGCUGUGACUGACUGUCAGUGCCAAGGAGAGGGGUUCCUGUGUGUCCCUGGGGUUUUGGGCUCUUCCCAGAGAGAGGUGUUCGGUGUCCCCCACUGUCACCAUCACACCCCACACAGCUCAUGAGAUGUGUGACCUGUGUUGGAUGUUGGGUGUUUGGUAGUGAAGAGGUGGCAGACAGCCGGCACCCUCUUGGAAAGCCAGGCAGUUUUCCCCUGUGGGUAAGGCCCUGAGCCUGCCAGUGAAGCCCACCACGCUGGCAUGUUACAUUUCUCAUCGGGAGCUGUUUCUCAGGCAUUCUUUCUAGCCCUUUCCUUUUCCCCUUCAGUGUGCCUCAAUAGUCUCCUUCACAGAGUGAGAGGGCUGUGACCCUCCCUCGAUGGACUAAUUAAAGAAAGACACUUGUGUUCCCAAGUGGUGGUUUUAUUUUUUUAGUUUUUAUGUUUGUAUGGGAAAUUGUGGAUAAAGUGAAAGAAUUGUAAAUAAACAGUGUAUUUCCUCCUCCA